This is a messenger RNA of Apis laboriosa (Himalayan honeybee), 6951 nucleotides long. RefSeq names its product cAMP-specific 3',5'-cyclic phosphodiesterase (gene dnc). The transcript has 14 exons. Gene Ontology annotation, molecular function: 3',5'-cyclic-AMP phosphodiesterase activity. Bases 470 to 3523 code for a protein of 1017 amino acids. Gene Ontology annotation, biological process: signal transduction. Gene Ontology annotation, cellular component: nucleus; perinuclear region of cytoplasm; cytosol. NCBI's taxonomy places the organism in Eukaryota, Metazoa, Arthropoda, Insecta, Hymenoptera, Apidae. The record is from RefSeq and is a predicted model, not a curated record.
ACGCGCGACCUCGAGCGGAUCAGCGCGGCUGAUCCUCGAUCGUUUCUCGCGCGGUGGAUCGUCGCUCGCGCGCGGCAAUGAGACGUUUCGUGCCCCCUGCUCCGCCUCAAGAUACCUCGAUCUGUUCCUACGCUUCUUCUCGCCUGCGACGCGCCUCCAACUGGAUUUAGGAGAGGUUCUCGAGCCCUCAGGUCAACGAGGCAUCGUAACAAAUCCGAAACACGUUUGACACGCGUGGCCAACCUGGCAGAGGCACUUCUCACUGCGAUGACCCCGGAGAUCCGGCAAGGAUCGGGAUUCCAUCAUCAUCCCUGACCCGGGAUAACCACGAAAUUGCCAGCAUUGCGACCAGCAGCCACCCAACCAACCGUCCCUACUCAAAACCCUCCACCUCGUCAAUCCCCUUUCCCUUUGUCGAUAAAUAUCUCACCUCUACAUAACCGACCGAGUAACUAGAAAUUUCCACAAAAUGGACGACGACGACACGGAAGAGAAGCGGGAAUCCCUGACCCUGGUGAACAAGCUCUCUUGCAAAGAGACAAAAACUAAAUUGCUAGUCUCAUCCUCGAAACUCGUGUCCAUGAGCUCGAAGCUCGAGGCAAGGCAACGAAACUCCACGGAAAGCUCGGACACCAUGGAGUGCGCAUCCGAGAACGAAGUGGAGAACAUACCAAAGGACGAGGAAGCGUCCGAACCCCUGGUCACCGACGAGAAAGGGAGCAGAAUCUGUGGCGGGGAUCGUCGUUCCUUGGACGUUGCCCAAGAAGAAGAAGGUGAGACGCUGGUCACCAGUAGUAGCCGCCAACACACCGUGACGAAGACUAGCCUGAAAGUGUGCGAGGAGGAGGGCAGGCCGGUCAGGUUUCCCGGAAUCAAGCUAGGUUUCUUCCAUCGAAGCCCUCAAUCCUCGUCCAGUCAGGAGGAUUACGAGCCCGAGGUGAAGAGCCUGUCGAAACUCGAGAAGCAACAGCCUCAACAGCAUCUGUUGACCGCGAGAGGCAGCGGCCAGAGCAGCAGCCAGAUAACGGCCAAGUCGAUGGAAAGUCUGAGAACGUCGAGGAAUUUUCUGAGCGCUGACGAACGCUACGUGGACGACUCCAAAUCCUUGGAAUCCUUGUCAGAGUCUCACGUCUCUGCCGUCUCGAAGUCUCACUACAGAAGCUUUUUGACCUCGUCCACCAGAGACGUGAGGAGGAUAGUGACCGUUGAGUCGAAAAGCAGCGACAAUCUUCACAGGGAGGAGAGCCUGAACGCCGAGGUUAGACGCGGGCUUUUCGCUAACACGGGGCUGGAGAGGAAGAUCCCUCAGAAUCUGAGCCUGCCACCCCCCUCAAACGUGUUUUCGUUGACCAGCCCGGGCGGCAGCGACAGAAAGAUCACUAUACUCAGCCCUCACUCGCCGCUCCAGACGACCGAGUUCCAGUUCUCCCAGACGUUAAAGGCCAGGCGUAAGAAGGCCAUCGUCUUGCCGAGGUUGGUGUUGCCCAGAAGCGAAUCCGACGUGUUCUUCUCCGAUUUCGACGUGGAAAAUGGCGCCUCAACGUUGGACGGGGGUGCCGGAGGCGGUGGAGGCGCCUCGCCAAGUGCAGGGUUGGUGUUGCAAACCCUGCCACAGAGGCGAGAGAGCUUCCUGUAUCGCAGUGAUAGCGACUUCGAGAUGUCGCCGAAAUCGAUGUCUCGAAACAGUUCGAUCGCCAGCGAGAGGUUCAAAGAGACAGAGCUUCCUGUCGAGCGAGCGAUAUUUACCGAUCAGUAUAGCCAUGGCGAGGACCUCAUCGUCACGCCGUUCGCGCAGAUCCUUGCCUCUCUGCGCUCGGUCAGGAACAACUUCCUGUCGCUUACUAAUGUGCCCACCAACAAAUCACGAAGGAGUAGCGGUGCACAGGGUAGCAGCACGCCGCAACCACGGAUCUUGGCACCGGGGGAGGAGAACUACAUGAAAUUGGCGGUGGAGACGAUGGAGGAGCUGGACUGGUGCCUGGACCAACUGGAAACCAUUCAGACUCAUCGAUCCGUGUCCGACAUGGCCUCUCUGAAGUUCAAGCGUAUGCUGAACAAAGAGCUGUCCCAUUUCUCAGAAUCCUCGAAAUCCGGCAACCAGAUAUCGGAAUACAUAUGCAGUACCUUCCUUGACAAGCAACAAGAGUUGGAUCUACCCUCCCUGCGGAUCGAGGAUGCGGUUGCAGCAGCCGGAAGUACGGAUGCGAGGGUGGCAAAGAAGAAGGACCGGGCCCAAAGAGGCCCGGCCGCGAUGUCCCACAUAAGCGGUGUGAAGCGACCCCUCACGCACACGAACAGCUUCACAGGGGAGCGUGUACCGCUUCACGGCGUGGAGACACCCCACGAGGAGGAGCUCGGCAAGCUUCUCUCAGACAUCGACAAAUGGGGCAUCGAUAUCUUCAGGAUAGGCGAAUUAAGCAACAACAGACCGCUGACCUGCGUCGCCUACACAGCCUUCCAGACCCGGGAUUUGCUCAAAUCGCUGGCCAUACCACCCAAGACCUUUGUGACCUUCAUGAUGACCCUCGAGGAUCACUACGUCAAAGACAAUCCCUUCCACAAUAGCCUGCAUGCCGCCGAUGUGACCCAAUCUACUCACACUCUGCUCAACACACCCGCACUCGAGUCCGUGUUCACGCCGUUGGAAAUCACAGCCGCUCUGUUUGCAGCCACCAUUCACGACGUGGACCAUCCUGGACUCACCAACCAGUUCCUUAUAAAUUCGAGCUCCGAGCUCGCCCUAAUGUACAAUGACGAGUCCGUUCUGGAGAACCACCACCUGGCAGUGGCGUUCAAGUUACUUCAGAACGAAGGCUGCGACAUUUUCGUCAACAUGACGAAGAAGCAACGCCAGACGCUUAGGAAGAUGGUAAUCGACAUGGUCCUAUCUACAGAUAUGUCCAAGCACAUGUCUCUGUUGGCCGAUCUGAAGACUAUGGUGGAAACGAAGAAGGUGGCUGGUUCUGGCGUGCUUCUGUUGGACAACUACACGGACCGAAUCCAGGUCCUGGAGAACCUGGUCCACUGUGCCGACCUGUCCAAUCCUACCAAACCUUUGCCUCUCUAUCGGCGAUGGGUGGGUCUGUUGAUGGAGGAAUUCUUCCUUCAAGGGGAUCGGGAACGCGAGCAGAACAUGGAUAUAAGCCCGAUGUGUGACAGGCACAGUGCCACUAUCGAGAAGUCGCAGGUCGGCUUCAUAGAUUAUAUCGUGCACCCUCUCUGGGAAACCUGGGCCGACCUUGUACACCCGGAUGCUCAGGAUAUCCUGGAUACGUUAGAGGAGAAUCGAGACUGGUAUCAAUCUAUGAUCCCUCCGUCGCCGCCUUCUGAUGAUCAACAGCAACAGCAGCAAGGGAACGAGCAGCAAUCCGAUAGGAUACACUUCCAGGUGACACUGGAGGAAGGCGACGAGACAGGUGAAACAACGGAAAUCGGGGAUACGGUUGGAGCUGCGAAAACGAUCCUGGCGAGCGAGGAAGGGGGCGGUGAGACGGAUGAGAACGCAGCAGAGGCUGGGAUGUGACGGAGGCUCGCGGGUAUUUGCAGAAAGCUCCACGAGAAGGUGCAGCAGACCUGGUGGCGUGUGCGUCAGUGACAGUUAACUCGCUGCCGCUGGCCAGGUCUCUUUGUGUCGACCUAUUGACCUUUUGGCCAAGCUCUCCACUCCCCGGAACGGUGGAAGGUGUCUCGUCUCGGAACAGAAGGACGGAAAAAGAGAGAGAAAGGGGAAAAGUCGAACGAAAGAAAGAGAAACGUAACCGAAUGAAUGGAACGUCUAGUCGCCGCUAGUUCAGACUACCUCUGGAACAAAAAUGGAAAAAGUCUUUUCUCACGCGUCAUCAACAAGCGGGAAAUCAGCUCGGAGGAUAAGUGUCCAGAAGAAGAAGAAGAAGAAGAAGAAGGAUGAUGCUGCCCAUUGACGCGAUCGUUCGCUCCAAAGCUGACGCGGGCCUCAGCAACGAGCGGCGAUCAUUGCGAUCGAUGCGUCUCGGCUGGUUCGAGGCGUCUACGAUAGCGUCAUCUACGAUGGACCAUCCUCGACGGACAGAGAAUGUAGCAUCGUCGUUGUUACCAUUGUCGCUUCUCUCCCCACCCACUUGUUGUCGUUCGAUCGCGUCCCUUCCCUCCCCCCAGAUUGGCGCGUACCUGGCUCGAACGGAGGGCACGAAUCUCUUCACCAAGUACCUGUAUAAUUACCCAGGCGGACGUGUAAAGAUAAUCGUCUUUGCACGGUCUUCCUUGAUUACUAUAUAAUAUAGAAUGAGAAAAUGUGGAAAUGAUGCGACUCGAGGGGGAAAAAAAAGGAGAAAGAAUGAAACGCAAGAAAGUCUCAUCUCGCCUCAGUGAUAGGAUCCUAUAUUGACAUAUCAAUUACACGGUACAAACGGCCCCAGGCCGUAAUACUUCAACGAUUCGGAGGAUCUUUUGCGCAGCCAGCUGACCCUCGGUCGAUCAAUGAUUGGGCCGAAUUUCUUUCGUCGAAGAAAAUGUGUCGAAAAAAAAAAAAAAAGAAUUUGUUCGAGUUGGAUGGUCGUUUCUUCGUCUCCAGAAAUGCUGUGCGCAGAGAAAGAAGAAGAAGAAGAAGAAAGAGGACACGAAGUUGGGACAAGUGGAAGAAGGAUGAUAAGAGUGAUCGAUGAGGAGGGUCAGGGGUUAGAUGCCGAUCAGAAGAAGACAGCUAGAGUAAACAGUAGUCGUCAGCGCUUUCUACGUUCAUCCUUGGUUCUCCGAUGAUUGCAUCUUGACAAUUACCUAAUAACUCGUCUAGAACUAAGCCUAUCCCUAAUCGUAAGACUUUCGUAAUCAUCGCUCGCCGACUAGAGAGCUUAGUAGAGGAUGUUAUGACAAAAGGGGAUGAAAAAUUGGAAGGAAUCGCGUUUGUAAAUAUUGAUGAACGUGAUAGAUGACGCCACUGGGCGGAUGAAUGGUUAAUUUUAAUAUUAGAAGGCUGGCCUUUCCUUUGAGUUUAUAUUCAAAUUACGGUAGAUUCUGAAGCUUUGUUUUCGUUUCAUUCAUACCACACACACACGUAUACACAUAUACACACAAAUAGACACAAACACAUGCAUUACACACGUAUAUACGCGAUCGUUUUUAACCAAAGAGUAAUGUUAGUCACUACGCCGUUCGGGUAACGAACAGAAAGAUCGAACUUUGAAUUUUUUUCUUCUUCAUCCUGAAUAAACAAAGAAUUUGAAAAAGAUGAUAUAUAUAUAUAUAUACAUAUACAUAUAUAUAUAUAUAUAUACAUAUAUAUAUAUCAUAAUCGAAAAAACACACGAUGCGAACAAACAGCGAGAAAUCAUCGCGCGUUCUGGCUUCUAGCGAUGGUAGAUUAUUUUAGGGAACUAAAUGAGGUGGAGAAUUAAUUAGCUAGGUUUCUUGCAGUUCGAUGUGUUAAAGAAACGAGACUACUAUGAACCAAAAAAAGAAAACAAAAAUGAAAAAAUACUGAGAAAAUAUUAAAAAAAAAAAAAAUCGAGACAAUGAAGUAACGAAGUACUCUCUCGCUUGGAUGUCUGUGAAUCGCUCAAAUUUAAAGGAUCGGCGCUCGAGCAUUAGUCGGAAAAGUCACGUCGUCUCGAUAAUCGAGCGUCGAUUCUUCGUCGCACUCUUUCUCGAAGCACAUUCAUCGAAAUUAUCACCCUAAUAUAUUCUUUGUAAAUUCCCAUCGGAUCUUGCGUUUUUCUACGAUGCUUUUUAUUUUCCUUUUUUAUACAAUUAACUAAUAAUGAAUAAGAAGAAAAAAGAGAGAAAGAAAGAGAAAGAGAGAGAGAGAGAUAUCAAUGAGACUCUCGUAGAACAGGAGCGAUAUUCGACUCGACGACGAUAAGAAAAUGGUUCCCUCUAAGCGAAACAAAAUGGCCGACGCGCGCGAGUUGCUCGAGAAAGAGGCGAAACCCGUAUCUGUGUCCGUAGGCAGUGAAUCUAGUGAGUGUUUUUUGGUGCUGGCCACCAAGCUUAGAUCAUUAAGAAUAAUUUACGUAAGGCUACGAGUACACGACUAGAUAUUAAGCUGAGAAAUUAACCUGUAAAUGAAAAAAAAAAAAAAAAAAAAAGGAAAAAAAAAAGUAAGAAAAAGUUUUAAAAAAAAAAGAAAUACGUAAGAAUAAAAAAAAAAAAACAAGCGAAUCUUCUUUAGGGCGUAAGCGACCAGAUAAUUAAUGAUAAUUAAACGUUUAACCGCGAAAAAGACGAUAUGAAUUGAAAAACGAACUGACAUGACGCUGUUCCAUUUUGGGAUCCCUUCAAGAAUUCCGCUCGAAAAUACAAAUUUGAACGCGAAGAUUCAAGAAGUUCGAGCUAGAACGACCGAUCGAACGACGGGAAAAAGUAAAAAGAAAAAGAAAAAAAAAAAAAAAAAAAAAAGAAAGAAAGAAAAAAAAGGUAAAAAAAUACGUAUGAUUUUCUUUUCUCCUUUUUAUCCGUUUGUCUUGUGCCCUGAUAUCGUUAUAUAGAUUUAAUUCCAAGAUUUUCUUUACUACGAUACUAUCUACGAUUUUGUUUUCUUUUUUUUUUCUUUUACCCUCCUCCCUUGAUUUCAGUUGAACUGAAUCUAUAAUAUAUCGCAAGCUUCCUCUCGUGACUAAUUAAUAAUGUUUUAACGUGUAUCACAAGUUGUAACUUGUCGAGAUGAUGAUUUUCAUGAGGUGACUAUGUGUGCAAUUUUAUUGUAUAUUUAAGAAUUACGAUCGAAAUGACAAUGGUGAUGACGAUGACGUGUAUCAAGCGACAUGGUCACGAUGAUAAGACGCUCAUGAUUGCGAGAGGUGACAGAGGAAUUAAAGAGAAAAAAGAAAAAAAAAAAAAAAGAAAAAAAAAGAAAAAAAAAAGAUGAAAUGAAAAAUGAAUACAACGUGUUUGAUUGCUGGACAGUUAAAUGAACAUGUAUUAAUAUCGUGUAACCCUCGUACGAGAUAUAUGUGUAAUAAAACAUAUUUAUUGUCGGAA